AUGGGCGGAGUACCGACACGACCGGCCACAAGGAUCAUGAUCGUGGGAGACUCGAUUUCCCACGGCCGUGAAGGCGACUGGACUUGGCGGUAUCGAAUAUGGGAAUGGUUUCGACAAAACAACACUCCCGUUGUGUUUGUGGGGCCGCACAAGGGCACCAUCCCACCUCCUCCAGAGGACGAUCGAACUCGCGAUGGGGGAUACGCUCCAGAUGUGAACCGAGAUUUCCUCCAGGAUUGCUAUCAUUAUUCUUGGUGGGGAAAAGCAGCAUGCGUCGUCAAGGACGGAAUUGGCGAACAGGUCGCCACACACAAGCCGGACCUGUGUCUUGUAGAGUUGGGCUUUAACGACAUUGGGUGGGGCAUAAGCGAUCCAGGGGGAACCCUCAAGAGCAUGGAGGCCUUGAUAACAGAAGCGCGCACUCACAACCAGGCCCUCAAAUUUGCCAUAGCGAACGUACCGCAGCGUACUAUUGUUCCGGGGCUGGGUGAUCUACCCGUGAGAGUCGAGACGUAUAACGAACUGCUCGCUCAAGCAAUCCCAAGCUGGAAUCAACCGUCGUCACCCGUUGUUUUGGUUCAUCUUUGCGAGAACUACCUUUGCAGAGAAGGAUCCUACGAUGGGCUUCACCCUGGCGCUCUUGGCGAAUUUGAGAUUGCCCAAGCCUUCUCGCGCACGCUGCUCUCUCCCGAAUUUGCCUUGACAGACAGGUCAACAAAAGAGCUCGAGAUCCCUCAACCGGUGCCGCGUCGUGUGUUGUCUACGCCAGUCAACCUUGCAGCAGUGGCGUCAUCACCAAAUCACGAGGGUUGGGUCAGGCUCACAGUCACAUGGGACCUCGUCUACGGUGCCUACUCUUACGACAUUCGAAUAAAGACUGGACAUGACGACGCUUGGUGGGACUGGCAUCCGGUGCAGGACACACGAUAUCAGCUCUGGUGCUCACCAAUGUACCUCCCUACACCAGAGUGGAAGGCUCAAGUACGAGCCACCGCCGGCGAGCAUGUCACAUCAAACAACAGCCAACUGGUGAACGUUAUUGUCGGGCAGGAGGAUGAUCUCUAG
Molecule: messenger RNA, 1065 nt
Organism: Podospora pseudocomata
Lineage: Eukaryota; Fungi; Ascomycota; Sordariomycetes; Sordariales; Podosporaceae
Exons: 1
Coding region: 1-1065 (354 amino acids)
Molecular function (GO): phosphatidylcholine lysophospholipase A1 activity
Source: RefSeq, a predicted model, not a curated record